AUGUCGUUUCCAAACAAUCCCAUAAUAGUUGUCGGUGGCGGAUUAGCCGGCUUAUCUGCUGCUCAUGAAUGCUAUUUACGAGGAUCCAAUGUGGUCUUAAUAGAUAAACAGGGGUUUCUCAGUGGAAACUCCGGAAAGGCAACCUCAGGGAUCAAUGGUGCUCUCACUAGAACACAAGUUCAACUUGGAAUUAAAGAUUCAGUUGAUCAGUUCUACCAGGAUACAUUGGCUAGUGCAAAAGAUCGUGCUAACCCCGAGUUGAUCAAGGUUUUAACUUACCAUUCAAGUGAUGCCAUUCAUUGGCUUCAAGAAGUUUUUGGUUUAGACUUGACGGUAGUAAGCAGAUUAGGAGGUCAUUCCCAACCACGAACUCAUAGAGGCCAUGACGCAAAGUUCCCAGGAAUGGCAAUCACCUAUAGAUUACUUGAGACCUUAGAGAACUUGAGUGAGGAACAACCAGGUAGAGUCGUGAUUCUUAAAAAUACCCAAGUAGUUGAUUUAUUGAUGGAGGGACAAGAUACCAUUGGAGUGAAGUAUAAGGACUUGAAGACAAAGGAAAAAGGUGUAGUUAGUGGUCCUGUGAUUAUGGCCACUGGAGGGUAUGCAGCAGACUUUACAAAAAACUCGUUGCUUAGAAAGUAUAGACCAGAUAUUUUUGAUUUGCCUUCCACUAACGGAGUUCAUGCUACUGGAGAUGGACAAAAGAUUAUGUUAAAAAACAAGGCCAUUGGAAUUGAUUUUGACAAAGUACAAGUUCACCCUACUGGGUUAAUUGACUAUGACAGUAAAGAUGUCAUCAAUGGGUUGAAACAACCUCGAUUUCUAUUCUUAGGGGCAGAAGCAUUGCGAGGGGAAGGAGGUAUAAUGCUCAAUGGGAGAGGUGAAAGGUUUGUAGAUGAACUCGGUACACGAGACUAUGUCAGUGGAGAAAUGGAGAAACAAUUGAAGAAAGGCCAAGGUCCUAUAAGAUUAAUCCUCAACUCCAAGGCUGCAUCAAAGCUAGAGUUCCAUGUGAAACAUUACCAGCAACGUAAUCUUAUGAGGAAGGUCACAGGUGAAGAAUUAGCUGUAGAUAUUGGAGUUGACAGCUUAAUUUUGACUAAGGAGUUUGAUGAUUAUAACAGUCACAACAAUUCUACCCCAGAUCAAUUUGGUAAGAAGUAUUUCCCAAAUACUCCUUUUACUUUCAAUACCAAAGAAGAAUAUUAUGUUUCUUUUGUAACCAGAGUUCUUCAUUUCACUAUGGGAGGAAUUAAGAUCAAUGAUAAGACUCAAGUGAUGUACCAGGACAGCGAAGAAGGCAAUAGCUUUAAGCCAUUCAAAGGCUUAUAUGCCUGCGGUGAAGUGGCAGGAGGCGUUCAUGGUCAUAAUAGAUUAGGAGGUUCAAGUUUAUUAGCCUGUGUUGUUUUUGGGAGAUUAGCUGCUGAUCAAGCGUCAAGUUUUUUACUCAAAAAGCUUUCUAAUACUUUACAAACCAAAGACUCUCAAGAUAGUAAUUCAGCAGUCGUGAGAUUGCAGCAGAUUAAUUUGCAUAUUGAUCCCCAAAGCAAUAGAGUUACGAUCAAUUGGGAUGGCCCAGGAUCGGAUUCCAAUCAAGGAAAGGAAGCUGAUGGACAGAUUGCACUGAAACCCCCGAGGUCCCCAACCCCGGGAAAAGAAGAACAGAAACAAAGUAAGUCUUUUUCUAUCCCAAAGAAAGAAUUCACAAUGGAAGAGAUCGCUAAACACAAUAAAUCUGAUGAUUGUUGGUGUGUAGUGAAGAACGUUGUUUUGGACUUAACCUCAUUCUUAGCUGACCAUCCUGGAGGCGAGCAGUCUAUCUUAAACUUUGCUGGAAAGGAUGCUACAGAAAGCUUUGACAUGUUACAUGAAGACAACGUUAUUGAACGCUAUGCAUCUCUGUGCGUUUUGGGUACUUUAAAAGGAAAAGCUUCGGAAUUGAAGUUCUAG
Yamadazyma tenuis ATCC 10573 is the source of this 1950-nucleotide messenger RNA. It is a transcript of the gene OSM2, whose product is annotated as fumarate reductase. NCBI's taxonomy places the organism in Eukaryota, Fungi, Ascomycota, Pichiomycetes, Serinales, Debaryomycetaceae. Gene Ontology annotation, molecular function: heme binding; FMN binding; oxidoreductase activity. The record is from RefSeq and is a predicted model, not a curated record.